CAGAUUUUAGUACUGAACUAGACGUCAUCGGUGACGGCCGCGUGACUUGAUUGGGCUGGCAAGGUGAAUCGAGUGAUUGUUGGGGAUUGAUAGGAACAGAGAUUUUCCCCCUAGUCAGUGUAGUUUUUGGUGCCACGGUACGCCCUUGGGCCAUGCGUUGCGCUUCCGUGUGUGUAUGCGAGGGUACAAGAAACAUUUUGGUGGGUCAGCAGGACGAAUAGUGAAGCUGCAGAGUUUGGCCGCCGAUGGCAGCGAUGACAACAUUGUCGGUGGCAGAACUAAUGAAGAGAUUGGGGUUGUUUUCGUUCAGGAUGCAGCAAAGUUGAACCCCACCCCGGAUCCCCGGAGCCAGCCAAGGAAUACUGAUGGGAAAUUAAACUUUGAAAAGCCGAUUCCGGGGAAAGUUGACUUGCGGUCGUGGAAAUCAGUGCGGUUCGGUGAAAUGUCUCGCUGCAAAGCGAGACUGAUGAAGUGACGUGCGCUGGGAAGCAGAAACGGGACGGGAGGGUAUCGAAUUAAAAUUUAAAAUCCAAUUCAAUCGAGUCGAAGAGUUGACGCAGAGUUUGAUUUAUUGUCAGGCUUCUCCGCGGUGACAGUUCGAGUGAAAGGUUUUCGGGUACGAUAUCGAAGACGUCCUUUGGGUGGGGCGGGGCGGCCACAGCUGAUGUGCUGACGAAAGGAACGUGUAUGAAGUGCUCUCGAUGUGAAGAGAAGUGUUUACGGUUUUCUCGUUCCUGGCAAAGGUCCCAUUCGUACGUAGAUAUAGAGUUCGCUCCGGAUUUGGUGCAAGUCAAUUCGAUUUAGAGGAGCUGCUUGCCUUUCUGCCACCGCUGUCGAAGCGAACGGAUAGAGAUAAGGAAUAGUUCGACAGCUACGUGGGUGGAUGUGCAUGCGAUAGUGUACACGAAUUGCGAUUCCGAGUGUUAUCGAUAUUCAAAUCAAAUGCCAUCUCCGAAGCUAUUUGUUACGGAGAUAGAGCAAUUUAUUGCGCUGAUAGAAGAAUAAAAAUUGAGUACUUUCAUUGUGUCAGCUAUUGGAUGUUGCACCCAGUCUAUGCUAACAUAUUUUCAAGUGGUGGAAGAACUCAAGCGAUGUAGCUGUCGGGUUCCGCGCCGCGCUCAUAACCAGUUGAUAACCGAACAUAAAUCAAGAAGAUGAAAUAUGCUCAUAAAUAAAGACUCGUAAAGGGAAUUCCUAACUUCUUAGCGUUCGUCUUAUCGGAAAUAUCUACAUGUGCUUUCUUCGUCCUAGUGAAAAUCUCGUGUGUUAGUGCUCUCUAGUGAAUAAGUGAAUGUCAAUUGUGCGCUGUUUCCAUCGUUUUCCCCAUCCAUUAAAAAAGAAGAUUAAUCCCGGUGAUUUUCCGUGAAAUUAAAUCCAAAUACCACCAUCACACAGUGUAAGCCACCGGAAGAAAAAUUACCACGUUUUGUGUAGAGCGGAGGGAGAGGAAAAAAUUAACAAGUGCUUUCCAUCUUUAGACGACACCCGUCAAGGAAAAACCUACGUGAAAUUUUCGCGCGCAUUUAGAACGAUUUCGCCGCCACCGCUGAGCACCCACAAAGUGUGAUGAAGAUGAUGGAAUUAAUCACGGCGACAAAGCAGACGCGUCAGCUGUCACCGUGUAGAUGCCGCUCUGCUUACCGCCUUUGGCGGAGCAGGUUGUCGUCGGGGGCCGUGCUCAUGCUGCUGAUUAUAACGAGUGCUGCCUGGACAACGACGGCGAAUGCUCAAACAUCGACGCAGACGGAGAAAAUUCCACUGGGUGCCAUUUUCGAGCAGGGUACGGACGAAAUCCAGUCCGCCUUCAAGUUCGCCAUGCUGAAUCACAACCUGAAUGUGUCGGCGCGUCGCUUCGAGCUGCAGGCCUAUGUCGACGUAAUUAACACGGCGGAUGCGUUCAAAUUAUCACGGCUCAUAUGUAAUCAGUUUUCGCGCGGCGUGUUCGCCAUGCUGGGGGCCGUCUCGCCGGAUUCCUUUGACACGCUGCACUCGUACAGCAACACGUUCCAGAUGCCAUUCGUGACACCCUGGUUCCCGGAAAAAGUUCUAGCCCCGUCGUCGGGCUUCCUGGACUUUGCCAUCAGCAUGCGGCCGGAUUACUACCAGGCCAUCAUCGACACCGUGCGGUACUACGGCUGGGAUCGGAUCAUCUACAUGUACGACUCGCAUGAUGGUCUACUGAGGUUGCAGCAAAUUUACCAAGGUCUACGGCCAGGCAACGAAACAUUCCACGUGGAAACCGUUAAGCGAAUAGCGAACGUGAGCGAUGCCAUCGAAUUCCUGCGGACUAUCGAGGAGCUAAAUCGGUGGUCGCGGAAGCACAUCGUGCUGGACUGCACCACCGAGCUGGCCAAGGACAUUGUCGUCAGCCACGUGCGGGACAUCACGCUCGGCAAGCGCACCUAUCACUACCUGCUGAGUGGACUGGUGAUGGACGACCGCUGGGAGAGCGAAGUGAUCGAAUACGGUGCCAUCAAUAUUACCGGCUUCCGGAUUGUGGACACCAGCCGAAAGUACGUGAAGGAAUUCCUGGACGGCUGGAAGCGGCUGGAUCCGCAGACGUCGCAAGGCGCCGGCAAGGAACUCAUUUCCGCCCAAGCUGCCCUGAUGUACGAUGCGGUUUACGUGCUGGUGGAAGCCUUCUCGAAAAUCGUUCGCAAAAAGCCGGACCAGUUCCGGGCGUACACCAUGCGCACCAGCAGAGGCCAGUUCAACGUGCCACCGAACGGGACCCGGCCGAUUGAUUGCAACGCGUCCGGUCGGGGUGUGCAACCGUGGGAACAUGGCGAUAAAAUUUCCCGUUAUCUGCGAAAGGUGGAAAUUUCCGGCCUUACGGGAGACAUAAGAUUUAAUGAAGAUGGCAAACGGCAGAACUACACACUGCACGUGGUCGAGAUGACGGUGAACAGCGCGAUGGUGAAGGUGGCCGAGUGGUCCGACGAGAACGGCCUGAUGCCGGUGGUGGCCAAAUACACCCGGCUGAAAACGGACAUGAACUACGAGCGGAACAAGACCUACAUCGUAACGACCAUCAUCGAGGAACCGUACGUUAUGCUGCGGCAGCCGGAACCGGGCGAGACGCUGGAGGGCAACGAUCGCUUCGAGGGCUACUGCAAGGAUCUGGCUGAUUUAGUGGCGAAAAAACUUGGCAUCAACUACGAGUUACGCAUCGUCAAGGAUGGCCAGUACGGCGCCGAGAAUCCGGACGUGAAGGGCGGCUGGGACGGCAUGGUUGGGGAGCUGGUCCGCAAGGAAGCAGACAUCGCAAUCGCAUCGAUGACAAUUACCUCCGAGCGGGAACGCGUUAUCGACUUCAGUAAGCCGUUUAUGUCACUCGGCAUUUCCAUUAUGAUCAAGCGGCCGGUCAAGCAGAAGCCCGGCGUGUUUAGCUUUCUCAAUCCGCUGUCGAAAGAGAUUUGGAUAUGUGUCCUGUUUAGCUACGUCGGCGUCAGCAUUGUCCUGUACAUCGUAUCCCGCUUUUCACCGUUCGAGUGGCGGCUAGUUAAUUAUAACGACAAAGGAAACGCGUUUGGCAUACUUGCAGGCGAGCAACCGGACGCCGUCCCGCAGGCUACGGUGAACGAGUUCAGCAUACUGAACUCGUUCUGGUUUGCGCUGGGGGCGUUCAUGCAGCAGGGCUGUGACAUCUCGCCGAGAUCCAUCUCGGGUCGAAUCGUCGGUUCGGUCUGGUGGUUCUUCACGCUCAUACUCAUCUCAUCGUACACUGCCAACCUGGCGGCGUUUCUGACCGUCGAGCGGAUGGUCACACCAAUCAACUCCCCCGAGGAUCUGGCCUCGCAGACCGAAGUGCAGUACGGCACGCUCAUACAUGGCUCGACAUGGGACUUCUUCCGGAAAUCGCAAAUCUCGCUGUACAGCCGCAUGUGGGAGUACAUGAACUCGCGGAAGCACGUGUUCGUCAAGACGUACGACGAGGGAAUCCGGCGGGUGCGGACGUCCAAGGGCAAGUACGCGCUGCUCAUCGAGUCACCGAAGAACGACUACACCAACGAGCGGGAACCGUGCGACACGAUGAAGGUGGGCCGUAAUCUGGACGCCAAAGGAUUCGGCAUCGCCACACCGCUCGGAUCACCGCUGAGAGAUCCAAUCAACCUUGCAGUGCUAUCUCUCAAAGAAAAUGGAGAGCUCACCAAGCUGGUCAACAAGUGGUGGUAUGACAGAACGGAGUGUAAGCAUACCGAUAAGCAGGACGCCUCCAGGAAUGAACUCUCGCUGAGUAACGUGGCCGGAAUAUUCUACAUACUCAUAGGAGGACUCCUGGUGGCGCUGGCCGUGGCCCUCGUUGAAUUCUGCAUGAAAAGCUCCAACAGGGCAUCCAACCGCAUUCCCCUAUCUGACACAAUGAGCUCAAACUCCAACUCCAAGAACAGGCUGACAAUGCCACCCACUACCCGGGACUACGACAACGGUCGAAUCGGGUACUACACUCCGUCGACGCACUCCGAGCCCGAUCCGAUCCAUGCCAACUCGCACACGCAGGUUUGAUGUAAGGAGCCGCCGGAGUUGCGCCUUUGACGGCCACCGUACGCUCCCACCAUUCGACAGAUCGUGGCCAACAGUCAACAUGACACGUCCACACUGUUGAAACAGCGACAGCUGGUGGCCGGCCCUGGAGCACCCCCUGGCAGCGUAAUGGGUCCUGGCCCUGGUGGAGGCAGCAUCGUGCACGAUAAUUCCGGCUUGUAAAGCUCCCACUCCUGUUCCGUAAAACACACAUCCGGACAUGUAACAUACAGUCUGCAAUCAGUGGCAGCGAGUUAGGAUUCAACCAACCUACCCUAAGAUGAAAAUGAAGUCAACUUGAUAGGAAUUCUAGGUCACAAUUGUAUGAAAAUGGUGUAAAUAGUUUAGUUUUUGUUAUGUAAUGUAAAAUUUAAGAACGCUAGGUAUUCAAAUUAUUUAACUAAAUCCAAUCGAAUUCGACCGAUUCUGCUAGUGUUCUGCGGAAUCGAAUUCGGAAGAAGCAAAACCAAAUGAACUGAUGAUCAAAUAAGUACAGCUAAAUCUCUCUGUUAUUCGUUUAUGGGAUUGAAUAAUGAAAAUUUCAAUCGAUCACUAAACAUUUAAAAUAAUUGAGAAUUUAAAAAAUCAAGAGUAAACUACUCCACGAGCAAACAGAUACACAGACAGUCAAACAUUGUAAAAUCAAAACAAACAAUAGUUUUACCUUUAAAAAAAAUCGUAAAUAGUGAAAUCCCACAGCCAGAAUACAAAACUACCUAUUCAUCAUGCGCAUUUCUAAAGACAAACCACAAAGUAUCAAUCAAAUAACAUGUGUAAAACUAUUUUAGCGCGUGUUAAAAAUUCAUCUCUACUCCUCAAAAGUCAUGUCAUCUAUUUUAGCCUGCUCCAUACGAGAUCCUAUCAUGUAUUACCGGUUGCGUACGACUUAUUAACACCGAUGGAUGACAAUGCAAUCAGAAUUCCAGUCAGUACUCUGCUAUUCUUCUUGUAAUUGUGAUAUGCUACCAUCUUUGCUCUUAUAGUCAAUGAUGAUCUAUUCAGAAUGGUAGCCAGAACAAUUACGCGAACAACAGCAGAACUCCAAUUACAGAAAAAAAAAUCAUUCGUAGCGUAGUAAAUCAAACCUGACCUGGGAGAGAGAGUUAUGAACUUAGAAUGAAAUGAAAAGUUGAAUGUGCCAUAAAUUAUUGAAAAUGGUAAACUAAAACACUAGUGACUAAACAAUCACGCAAAACCAUGGUACGUGAUACGAUAAUAAGGUUGAGAAACUUGAUAAAAAAAAAACAAGAAUAAUAUAAAUCUUGCAAAUUAUGAACGAAUGGUGAAGAAAAUAUCAAUGAAAAUCAAACAAAUGUGUUGAAUUACUCUUAACAAAACUAAAUCUAAGGUGAACACGGAAGAAGAAAAACACACAUAAACACAGCCCACACAUACAUACACAGAAACACACAACCAGUGGACAAUUUAUUUUUAUCUUUCUGAGUUUGUACAGCGAUUACUGAAACACUGUUUUUGUUGAGAAAAUGUUUUUGAAAUAAAACCGAAAUCUAGAAACUUUUA
Messenger RNA from Armigeres subalbatus, 6045 nucleotides. RefSeq names its product glutamate receptor 1 (gene GluRIB). The coding region runs from base 1567 to 4506 and encodes 979 amino acids. The transcript has 12 exons. Gene Ontology annotation, biological process: modulation of chemical synaptic transmission; synaptic transmission, glutamatergic; monoatomic ion transport. The record is from RefSeq and is a predicted model, not a curated record. Gene Ontology annotation, molecular function: glutamate receptor activity; transmitter-gated monoatomic ion channel activity involved in regulation of postsynaptic membrane potential. Lineage: Eukaryota; Metazoa; Arthropoda; Insecta; Diptera; Culicidae. Gene Ontology annotation, cellular component: postsynaptic density membrane; plasma membrane.